Molecule: messenger RNA, 10730 nt
Organism: Silurus meridionalis
Lineage: Eukaryota; Metazoa; Chordata; Actinopteri; Siluriformes; Siluridae
Gene: myo15ab
Product: myosin XVAb
Exons: 66
Coding region: 1-10242 (3413 amino acids)
Cellular component (GO): myosin complex; cytoskeleton
Molecular function (GO): ATP binding; cytoskeletal motor activity; protein binding
Source: RefSeq, a predicted model, not a curated record
AUGGCAGGUAAAAAAGGUGACUCAAAGUCAGCGGCAAAAAAAGGAGGCAAAGCAGAGCCAGAAAAAAGCAAAGGCAAAGAAGAAGAAAAAAAAGGGAAAGAUGACAAAAAGGGAGCAAAGGACGACAAAAAAGGAGGGAAGGACGACAAGAGAAAGGGAAAAGAAGAACCCAAAGGCAAGGGAAAAGAUGACGGAAAGAAAGGAAAAGACAAAGGAAAGGGGGCAAAAGUGGUCAGCGAGUCAGAGGAGGGAUCCGACGAUGAGCCGAUUGAGGACGAGGAUGAGUUAAGCGAUGAUGAAGAAAGGGAUGGAGAUUCUGAUGAGGACACGCGCAAGCCUGGAAAGGGGGGCGCCAAAGGCAAAGCGGCGAAGGGAAAGUCCAAAUCUAAACAUGCUGUGUCAGAUGAGGAGGAGGACGAAGAGGACGAAGAGGAUAAAGAAAUUGAUGAGAGUGAAGACGAUAGAAAAAAAAAGAAAUCGAAAGAUGCCCAAAAAUCCAAAUCUAAACCCGAGGCAGAAGGAACGAAGAAAAAAGCAAAAAAGAAGGAUGAGGUUCCACCUGAGAUGGCACCAGAACCUUCAAAGAAACUGUUUGGUUUCCCUGGAAUUGGGAAGAGCUCAAAGAAGCGAUUGAAAAGCACUUCUAGACUGUUUCUUGGACUCGGAAAGCAAAAGAGUUUUAUGGUCAGGAAAAAGAGAAGGAAAUCUGUUUUAAAGAACGCCCCAAGGCUUCUGAUGCGCUUCAAAGCCAGUAAGAAAAAGAAAAAAGAGAAGGAACAAAACGAGCAAUUGGGACGCAAGCCAUCCUACAUGCUGCUUAGAAUCGGUGGCAACAAACCAGCUGAGAAGAAAUCAGGAUUUUUCAAAGGACUUUUUGGAAAAAAGAAUGCAGAUGAUGGGUCCAAUUUUAAAAACCACGGUCUGAUUUUGGGGAAAGUAGCUGGAGCAACAAACUGGCUAACUAAGAAGUUUCUCUCAACAAAAUUAAAACGGAGGCCAUUCGACCGAAACCGUGGUCGCUGGGGACAAUCAAGCGGCAAACGCUUUCCUGAAGGAAGUCGACAAACGAGCAUGCGAGGACCUCAUGGGCAUCACAACUAUGCAUAUGAAGAGGAUUUUGAUGAAUACGAUUAUAAUAACCAGGGUAGAAUGAGAACUGGUGCAUUUCACAGACAGUCCAUGCAGAGAAACCCAAACUGGUAUGAAGAUCCAGCUGACUACUAUGAAGAACAUUCACAGGGCUAUUAUGGAAUUGAUGAUGAAUAUUACAACCCUCACAUAAACUUUCAGGAUGGAGGAGAGUAUUAUGACGAUGGUAUGGGUUACUAUAACACAAAUCACACGGACUACUACCCAGAGGAGAUGGAUUACUAUGGCCAGCAGCAUUUGAUGGAUCCAUAUUACACUGACAGUAUGGAAUACUACGAUGAGAAUCAGUACCUAAUGGAGGAUUACUAUGAACCGUAUGGAGAUGAAGGCGAGUUUUAUGACCAGGGUCAAUUUGAUUACUAUGAUGAACCCUUAGAAUUCUAUGACAAUCCAUAUGGUGAUGUUGGAGUGGCUGAUCAAUACAUGACAUCAUAUGGAGCUUACGAAGACCCUUAUCUCCAGGAACAUCAGUUUAAUUACACAGAAUCAGGGUUAACCCCAUAUCUCGAUUCUUCCUACAACAUGUACCAGCCAUAUACUUAUACAAUGCAUGAUGUAAUGGAGGGUGAUGAGUUUAAUGAUGUAACUGUAGAGCCAAUGCAUUUUCAAAGCUACCCCCAGAGCCCUGUUCUGUCAGAUGCACUGCAUAAUCCUCAAGUCCGUGGUGCAACCUACAAUCUGCCAGGUGGUGCAAUGAUGCAUAGCAAUCAAAUGGCGGCUCCAUCGACCUCUCCGAUGCUCACUAAUGCUUUACAAAAUCAACAGGUUAGGAAAGCUUCAUACAGACUUUCAGAUGGAACCAUAAUAAGUGUUGAGCCCCAACAACAACAUCAACCCUUUUCUCCAAACAUCUCAAAUGCCUUAGGUAAUACAAACCUGAAAUAUGCCUCUUAUAGACUUCCAGAUGGAACUUUAAUCACGACCGACUCUAUACAACAACAGCAACAACAAGCCUCUUCUCCUAAUCUAUCCAGUGUAUUGCAGAAUCCAAACAUGAAAAAUGCUUCUUACAGACUUCCAGACAAUUCAGUUCUUACAAACUACCAGCAGAAUCCAGUAUCUCCAAAUCUGUCACGUGCACUUCGAAAUAAUAGCAUUCGAAAUGCAUCCUAUAGACUACCGGAUGGAACAGUUAUUUUUACAGAGCAACAAGUGGAACCAACAUCUCCAGCUCUGUCAAAUGCACUUCAGAACCCAAUUAUCCGAAAUGCAUCCUAUAGAUUAGGUGAUGGCACCAUUAUUCUUCCUGAUUAUGGGCAAUCAAAAUCUACUUCUCCAAAUUUGUCAAAUGCGCUUCAAAACACGCAGAUGCGCAAUGCUCGUUAUAGGUUGCCAGAUGGGUCUAUUAUAACCACCCAGCUUAAUACACCUUCCCCUAAUUUGACAAGUGCUUUGCAGAAUCAAAACAUGCGCCAUGCUACCUAUAGGCUACCUGAUGGUAAUAUACUGAGUGCUAAUCCAGUUCACACACCAAAUUUGUCCAGUGCCCUCAGAAAUAUAGAUAUCAAAAAGGCUUCUUUUAGGCUUCCAGAUGAAUCAAUUUUUUUAAGUGCAAAACCAAACAGUCCAAACCUGGCAGAGGCCUUAAAAAAUCAAAACCUUCGCAAAGCUUCAUACCGACUACCAGAGGACUCUAUUUUAUUAGCAGAUUCUCAUACAACUGAUCCAAAACUCUCACAAGCACUUUUAAACCAAAAUCUCCGAAAUGCUAUUUACCGUUUGCCUAAUGAAUCCGUUCUCAGGCAAGGCUUUGUCGUUUCAUCGUCACCACAACUGAAGAAUGUUCUGAAAAACACUGGUAUGAAGAAUGCUUCCUAUCAGCUGCCGUCAGCACUAUCUACAGUAACAGCAUCUGGAUUGAUCAUUGGGCCCGAUGGCAGAUAUGCAAUUGUGGCUCCGCAAAGAAUAGGUCCUGAAGAACACUGGGCUAUGUAUUCCAGAGAAGCACAAAGUGCAGAAGAUGUGUGGGCUGCAGAGAGGGUUUUACCACACGGAACUGUACAGAAUCUUUCUAAAUGGUCUAUGUAUCGUGAUGAAAACAUGGCUGACCACCUUUCUCCACCACCCACUGCUGCUGAGUCCAAGGAAAAUGAGGUGCAAUGGGUACCAAAUCGGGAGGGGGAACCCACUGGCCAGUGGUAUGAUAAGAUGUAUUCUAUAAGAAGCCUCCCUACCAUGAGUUACAGGGAGAAACGAGAAGCUGAUGGACUUGAGGACAUAACACAGUUGGAGGAAUUAACAGAAGCAGCGGUUUUAAUAAACCUGAACACUCGUUUUCAGAGGGAGCUCAUCUACACUUACAUCGGCUCUAUUCUGCUAUCCAUGAAUCCGUACAAGUUACUGAACAUCUAUGGAACAGACACGGUCCUGCAGUAUAACGGUCAUGGUUUAGGAGAAAACCCACCUCACCUCUUUGCAAUUUCAAACCUUGCCUACACAACCAUGAUGGAUGUCAAGCAGAACCAGUGCAUUGUCAUCAGUGGGGAGAGUGGAUCAGGAAAAACUGAAGCCACCAAACUGGUCCUGAGAUACCUCACUGCCAUACACCAUGAGAGGAAUGUAACACAACAGAUUGAGAUCCUGGAAGCAACUCCUCUGCUGGAAUCUUUUGGGAAUGCCAAAACCGUGCGGAACGAUAACUCCAGUCGCUUUGGGAAGUUUGUUGAGAUCUUUCUAGAGGAAGGAGUGAUCAGCGGUGCCAUAACUUCACAGUAUCUCCUGGAGAAGUCCAGAAUUGUUUUUCAGGCAAAAAACGAGAGGAACUACCACAUUUUUUAUGAGAUGUUGUCCGGACUUCCUGUUCACCAGAAACGAGUCUUCUACCUGCAAGAGGCCGAUACCUACUACUACCUGAACCAAGGUGGUGACUGUGUGAUCGAGGGGAAGGACGAUGGCGAGGACUUCAGGCGGCUACAGAGUGCCAUGGACAUUCUCCACUUCAGCCCUGAAGACCAGAGCAGUGUGUUCAGAAUUCUUUCUUCGAUCCUUCACCUGGGCAAUGUCUUCUUUCACAGACUCGAGACUGACGUGCAAGAAACGGUCGGCGUUGUGAGCUCUCAGGAGAUCCGCAUGGUCGCCGAACUGCUUCAGAUCUCUCCAGAAGGACUUCAGAAAGCCAUCACAUACAAAGUCAUGGAAGCAAUGAAGGAGAAGAUCUACACUCCCCUGACUGUAGAGAGUGCCGUGGAUGCCAGAGAUGCUGUUGCCAAGAUUCUUUAUUCCCUGCUCUUUCAUUGGCUAACGACACGGAUCAAUGGGCGUGUUUACCCAAAAAACGAGGCUCUCUCCAUAUCUAUCCUGGAUAUCUAUGGUUUUGAGGUGGAUGUAUAUUUGCAGGAGGAGUACAUGCGAGAGCAAAUCAGCUGGAAGGAGAUUUCCUUCACCGACAACAAGGCAUGUAUAGACCUUAUUGCCGCAAAGCCUCAUGGGAUACUCCGCAUUCUCGAUGACCAGAGCUGCUUUCCUCAGGCCACGGACCACACAUUCCUUCAGAAGUGCCACUAUCAUCAUGGAGAAAAUCCACAUUACUCCAGGCCAAAAAUGCCACUGCCAGAGUUCACCGUGAAGCACUAUGCAGGACGAGUGACCUAUCAGGUACAAAAGUUCCUGGAUAAGAAUUAUGAUCAGGUCCGACAGGAGGUGCUGGAGCUGUUUAUGCAGAGUCACAACCGGAUGGUUUCAAAUCUUUUUCUAAAGUACAGCGAAAUGCUAAAUCAGCAGAAAAAGGGACCACUGAGAGACAGCACGGUGACACGGCGAUAUCAGCCCUCAACUGUAGCUGCCAAGUUUCAGCAUUCUCUACAGGAGCUUCUGGACAAGAUGGAGAGGUGUAACCCGUUAUUCGUGCGCUGCAUAAAGCCAAAUGCUAACAAGGAACCGGGAAUAUUUGAGCCAGAACUGGUAGCCACCCAGCUCCGAUACUCCGGAAUUAUGGACGCCAUCCUGAUUCGAAAAGAAGGCUAUCCGGUCCGGAUGACGUUCCAUAAAUUCCUAAACAGGUAUAAAGUGCUGCUGGGGCUGAAGACGACCCCACCUCCAGAUGGAGACAACUGCAUCAUCAUGCUAACCAAGUUGUGUCCGGUCAAAAAGGGCGAUUGCCAAGUGGGCGUGUCCAAGCUGUUCCUAAAGGAAGAGGUGUAUCAGCUGUUAGAAAGUAAACGGGAUCGCGUGAGGCACCUGGCAGCGCUGACGCUUCAGAGAUACGUACGGAUGUAUUUAGCGCGGAAAAGCUUUGUCAAGUUCCGCGCUCGCAUGACCAAACUGCAGGCCCGGUGCCGAGGGUUCCUCGUGAGGCGAUGGUUCCUGCACAAGCGUAUGGUCCUGAUCAUGUUUCGCUCGCCGGUUCAGCUCAUCGUCAACCGCAAACGCUACAUCAGGGAUAAUCUUCUUAUGGCCAGGAUGGCAGAAGAGGCUCGAGUGAGCCGAGAGGUGAUUGACGUGUCCCAUUUGGUCAUUCCUGCCGAUCUGGGAGAGCUUCUGCAGGCCACAGCAGAUGGUAAAGAGGUGCAUUCCGAGUGUUUGGCUCUGGCUGAAGCGCUCAGAGUGCAGGUUUCUCCUCAACUCACACUCCCUCUGGAUAUCAAUAACUAUCUAAUGACCAAAUACAUCCGUUCCAACUUCAGGGAGCUGCAGUUUGGAAUGCUUACCGCACCUCUCCAGGCUCCUCUUACUCGUCUGAACGACGAUCUAAAACAGGAUGCUCUCGACAUUUUCCUACUGAUUUUGCGCUUCAUGGGAGACCCGGACUUGAACGGCGCUCAGGAGAACCUGUUCGGAAAUUACAUCCUCCAGAGGGGUUUGGCUACUCCACCAAUCAGGGAUGAGAUUUUAGCUCAGGUGGCCAAUCAGGUGUGGAGGAACGAACACCUGCGCAACGCUGAGAGAGGAUGGAUGCUGAUGGCUGCCUGUCUGAGUUCCUUCACCCCGAGUGACAAAAUGGCCAAAUAUCUGCUGAAGUUCGUAUCUGAUUACGCGCCGGACGGAUUUAAAGCGGUGUGCCAGCACAAGCUGCUCCACGCCAUGCAGAAAUGCCAGUCGGGGUACGAGGCGGCGAGGACGUACCCUCUGUCUCUCCUCGAGUGGACUGUCAUCCGCAAAAAAGCCCACAUGGCCCUGCAGGUGCACUGCCUCGACGGAACGUCUUUGCUGUGUCCGGUUCACUCCUGGACAAGUGGAGAAGAUCUGGCACGUGUCGUUUUGCUGCACAGGGGCGUGUCCUCUGAGAGCUGCUGUGGCUGGUCGGUGCUGAUGAAGGAGGUGGGGCAGUGGGUGGAGCUUGAAGGCCAUGAUCUGGUGAUGGAUCUGGUGUGUGAUCUCGAGCUGCCUUCAGACUUCCCCAAAGAGAAAAGCUACUUCAUCAUCUCCACACUCGAUCCCACUAGAGUGCGCCACAAUGCCAGCAUAAGUUUAUUUGGCAGCGGAUUUGACGGAGAAGCUGAAACACUGAUGUCCAGCAGGCUUCCUAUCUCUGAUGAUCACUACAGUCAGGGAUCCUAUGACAGAGCUCACAAGGGAAUUGACCACUAUGUGGACAGCCUGUUUGAUCCUGUACUGUCUGAUGGAACUGGGGAUAUGGAUAUGUCUGCUCUUUCAGGAAGAAUAAAAGGAGGUGGAGGUGUUGGUGCAGGUCACGGUGAUGACGUUCCAUCCACAGUCAGGGUUCCUUUCUCUGCUGCUCUGCAACCAGGAGCUGUGCGAGUGCUGCCUGCUGUUCCAGUUGUGCCCAGUGUUCCGGCUCAAGAUCCUCAUCAGCAGCAAGCGCUCAUCAACCAGCAGGCCGUGAUGAUGGCCCAGCAGAUGACGAUGCAGGCCAUGGCCAUGGUGACAAGCCCCAUCUCCAGCCCUCCCACCAGUCCUCCUCCUUCCCCCUACAUCCCCUACGCCCCCCUCCCCUUCAGCCCGUACUCCGCACUGCCCCCGAGUCCGUACGCCAACUUUCCCCCCAGCCCCUACGCUCCACACUUCAUCCCUUCAUCCUUCACCUACAGCUCAGGCAUGACCUCCAACACCGGCUCCAACCAUCAGCAGCUACAGACCACACAGACAUCCGGAAACGUGACAGAACAGAGUAAAGACCUGAGCGAAGGUUCUGAGAAGAAACAAAAUCCUGCUCCAGUAAAAGUGCUAAUUGACAGAAAGCCGGCCAGGAAGCACGCUCCAGUAGCGGUCUUGGGUCCGAUGCGAUCCGCUCGAGCCCCCGAUAGUGAAGUGGUGAAAUAUUCCGUGUCUAACUCGGAGCACAUCGUCCCCAGUCACAACAUAAAGGACAUCAUUAAACAAUACCAAACUCCCCCCGAGCCGCCGCAGCCGGAGACCAGGAGGAGAGAAGGCAAAGUUUUUGCGAAAAGAAUGAACCCGCAUGAUGAGGCAUUGAACAUUUUGAAGACACAGAUGGACAUUCCGCCUCCACCACAGGUAAUAGCUCGUCCAAGUGCUCCAUCUUCUGUAACUGGACCCAGACAAACUGGUCUGAAACCAUCACAGAGCACUAAAAAGCGAGCACCAGAACCACCAUUGAAAAUACCACCAGUGUCCAGAGAUGUGCCUGUAGAAACAGAAACCAUUCAAACCUCACUUCACUUCAGCAGCGUAGACGAAUACUACACCUACACUAACGUCCCGUGGAAGAUCUACCUCAGGAAAGAGGUGUUUUACCCCAAGGACAGCUGGAACCAUCCGCUUGUGUUGGACCUGAUAUUCAAACAGGUAGUGAAUGACAUGUUCUCAGAGGCUUGUGUGCGCAUCACCACAGAGGAGAGGCUGAAGAUGAAGGCCUUGUUUACGCAACACAAGAUCGAGCACCACGCAAACGUUCAGGAUGAAGGCGUGAAGAAGGCCGUGGUCUUGGCAGCCCGAGAGUCUUGGGGAAUUUAUUUUUCACGGCUUUUCCCUGCAUCGGGCAGUGUGGGUACAGGAGUCCAGGUGUUGGGUGUGUCUCACUCUGGGAUCACACUUCUGAAAACGGUUCACAGCAGCACCAAAGUUCAGGAUUACUUCAAAGUUCUCAGAACAUACAGAUACACCGACAUCCUGUUCGUCACCAUCCCGUCCCUGAACAUGCUGGAGUUUAAUCUCACGAGCGAAAAGCUGAUCCUGUUCUCUCCUAAAGCGCCGCAGAUCAAGCACAUGGUGGAUCUCUUCAUCUCCCAGCUGAAGGAGGACUCGGAGUAUGCUGUAGCUGAGAGGAACUUUGUGACUGAGGAGUUUGCCCUGCUCAGCUUCCACAAAGGAGACAUCAUCCGCUUACACCCCAAGGAUGGCCUACAGGAGGGCCAGUUGUAUGGAUGUGUAGUGAAGAAAAAGGUCAUCUACCUGGAGGACAUAAACAGAGACACGACAGAUUUCGGAUGGAGGUUCGAGCCAGUGUUGAGUCGCAGCGGCGUUUUUCCUGCAGACUGCGUCAUUCCAGUUUCGGCUCCAAAUUUUCUGCUCUUGGACAAGCUAGGAAACAUGACAACCAGGAACAUCCAGGACCAUUUGGGGGAUUUGGACCCUGAAACGAGUAGCAGUGUGUUUUUGGAUGGUCAGUACACCAUGGUGGAAUUUGCCCGGAAAUACUUUAGGAAGGGGGGAGGAGGCAAAAGGUUUGUACGCAAGUAUAAAUCCAAGAAAGACCACGGUGGCAGAGAUCCUGCAGAGAUGAUCAAAUUCAGCAAGAACCCCAUCCAGGAGUCACUGAUCGAGUUCACCGAGGCCAACAUGAACCGCGUCGCCACGGAAACGUUCCUGGCCAUAAUGAAGUUCAUGGGUGAUCAUCCACUCCGAGGCCAAUCUGAACAUUUUGUCCUCUGCACCUUCUUAAAGUUGGUUGGCGAGAACGGACUGAUGCGAGACGAAGCGUACUGUCAAGUGCUCAAACAGAUCACCGCCAACUCCAGUUCUAAACCAGAGAGCAGUCUAAGAGGCUGGCGUCUAUUCUACAUUCUCACAGCAUAUUACUCGUGCUCGGACAUCCUCCGUCCCUUCCUGCUGAAAUUCUUGCAGGAUGCAUGCACAAACUCGGGGUCUCAGUUCCAGGGCAUCGCUAAAGCCUGCGAGCAGAACCUGAUGAAGACGACGCAGUGUGGUGGGAGGAGGGUGUGUCCCAGCAGCAUGGAGCUCAAAGCCAUCGUGGCUGGUCGCAGUUCCAAAAGGCAGUGCUUCCUGUUUCCUGGAGGAAUCGAGCGACAUCUAAAGGUUAAAACCUGCACUGUGGCUUUAGACGUCAUUGAGGAGUUGUGUUACGAGUUGGCUUUGCAAAGACUGGAGGCCAUGAACGAGUACACCAUCUUCCUCGUAACACACAGAGGUCAGAACGUGAGGCCGCUGAACAAACGGGAAUACGUGUUGGACGUCAGCACCGAGGCGGAGACCGUAGACAGCAACUACAGCUUCUGGUUCAGACGCGUGAUCUGGUCUCAGGCGCUCAAGUUCGACAACGAGCUCAGCGUCAGCGUGCACUACAACCAGGUUCUCCCUGACUAUCUGAAGGGAUUACUGAUUGUGCUUCCUCCUGAAAAAGUCAGCGACCAGCAGCUUCAUCAGAUCGCUAAACUGGCGGCGUUGCAGCACAGAGCAAAGGACGUCGUCACGGCACCGAACGUUCAUGAGCUGGCAGAAUAUGUUCCAGCGCAGUUGUUUAUAAGACAGGGACCACAGCAGUGGAUGCACCUACUUACACAACACACACACGCAGUCAAGAGCCUCAGCCCUCAUCAGGCCAGAUCACAGUUCCUGGGAUUGGUGUGUGCAUUCCCCAUGUUCGGCUCGUCCUUCUUCUACAUCCUGAGCAGUAACGACAGCACAGUCUCCACCCCCUGCAUCCUGGCUGUCAAUCAAAACGGCCUCCACUUCCUGCACAGAGAUUCUCAUGACGUGUUGGUGAAGUUCCCUCUAAAGCUGGUCCAGUCGGCGUACACGCAGCGGCCCAGCGCCGGGAAGAGUUACCCUUACGUCGACGUUUUACUGGGAGACACGAACAACCACAGAACUACACAGUUACAGCUGGAACAGGGAUUGGAGCUCUGCCGCGUCGUCGCCAUGCACGUCGAGAAUCUGCUGCUGCGGCAGGAAAAACGCCUCACUCUUCCUCCGAGCGAAAUCACACUCCUGUAGCACACUCGAGCAUCUCGCUACAGCGUGCAGGAGAACACCAACGAGAACAUACAACACAAUAAAACUAAAACUCAUCUCGCUACAGCGUGCAGGAGAACACCAACGAGAACAUUCAACACAAUAAAACUAAAACUCAUCUCGCUACAGCGUGCAGGAGAACACCAACGAGAACAUACAACACAAAACUACAACUCAUCUCGCUACAGCGUACAGGAGAACACCAACGAGAACAUACAACACAAUAAAACUAAAACUCAUCUCGCUACAGCGUGCAGGAGAACACCAACGAACAUACAACACAAAACUACAACUCAUCUCGCUACAGCGUACAGGAGAACACCAACGAGAACAUACAACACAAAACUACAACUCAUCUCGCUACAGCGUGCAGGAGAACACCAACGAGAACAUUCAACACAAUAAAACUAAAACUCAUCUCGCUACAGCGUGCAGGAGAACACCAACGACAACAUACAACACAAUAAAAC